Colletotrichum phormii is the source of this 2092-nucleotide messenger RNA. RefSeq names its product general substrate transporter. The record is from RefSeq and is a predicted model, not a curated record. Gene Ontology annotation, molecular function: carbohydrate:proton symporter activity. Gene Ontology annotation, biological process: carbohydrate transport; transmembrane transport. Bases 210 to 1910 code for a protein of 566 amino acids. Lineage: Eukaryota; Fungi; Ascomycota; Sordariomycetes; Glomerellales; Glomerellaceae. The transcript has 2 exons. Gene Ontology annotation, cellular component: membrane.
AAGGGCAGGUGGUUGGAGGACACUUCUUGGCAUCUUGGCAACCAGGGAACCGGUCCGAUCAAUGGUAUUCAGACGUGCAACACAAAAGUGCUUAUCUUCUCCAUCUUCCGCUCUUCUGCUUACUGGCAAGUCUCCUGUCUUCUCUAACCACAUCACUUCCCGCUAUCAUCGUCACAUAAAGCAUCAGCUUAGACGACUAGAGUGUCAAGAUGGCCGACAACGAAAAGGGACUGCCCGAAACCUUGGCCAAGGCCAGGUCCAGGUCCGUUGACCACGCAGAAUAUGGCACAUACACUCCCAACAUUGCUCUUAUUCAGGCUGCCGCAGCCGCUAGCGAAGAAGAGACUAGGCUGCCUCGCAAGGAGCUCGUGUCACGAUAUCUGCCAGCCGCCAUCUACAGCAUGCUCCUAAGCAUGGCCCUGAUUAUGGAAGGCAUGGACGUCGGUCUUGUCAACAACUUCUUUGGACAAAAGGCGUAUUUGAGGAGGUUCGGCUGGCCAGACGCCAACGGCAAGCAACAUAUUCCGACUUCGUGGCAAGCGGCCAUCGGUAACGGCAACAACCUCGGUAGCAUCAUUGGACUGCUUUUCAACGGCUGGCUUCAGUCCCGCUAUGGUUCCCGACGAGUUUACAUGGGUGCCAUGGCACUCAUGGGAUGCACGAUCUUUUCGUUGUUCUUCGCAGUCAACGUUCAGAUGCUUUUCGCCGCCAACAUUUUGUGCGGCAUUCCCUGGGGUAUCUUCCAGACCCUAACCACCGCCUACGCUGCCGAAAUUUGCCCUGCCGCAAUGCGAGGCUAUUUGACUGCCUGGGUUUCCAUGUGUUGGGGCUGCGGCUCAUUCCUUGCCGCAGGCGUUCUUCGUGGUUCCCUAGGUCUGAAGGGAGACUUGGCAUGGAAGAUUCCUUACGCCCUCCAAUGGGUUUGGGUGGUGCCCCUGUUCACUGUUGGCUUUCUCGCCCCUGAAAGUCCAUGGUACCUUGUUCGCCGUGGCCGCAUCGAAGAAGCCGAGAAAUCCCUACGCCGUCUUGCCCGCAAGAACUUUUAUACCGAAGAGACCAUGGCUCAGACAUUGGCUCUGAUGAGACACACCAACGAAAUGGAGAAGAUUGAGUCAGCUGGCGCUAGCUACCGCGAUUGUUUCCAUGGUACCAACUUGCGCCGCACAGGCAUUGUGGCCAUGGCUUGGCUUAUUCAAAUUCUCAACGGCCAGGCCAUCUGCGCCUAUGCCACCAUCUUCUUGCAAUCGGCCGGUAUGCCAGAGGUCCGAGCCUUUGACUUCAGCAUGGGUAUCCAGUCGGGCAACAUCGUGGGCACUGCAAUUGCUAUUUCACUCAUGGGCAGAGUUGGGCGUCGCGUCUUCUUCUUCUGGGGUUCCUCAAUCAUUGGUCUCCUCAUGCUCGUCAUCGGCAUCCUAGGUUUCAUCCCAGGAAAAACCAACGUUGCUCUCGCUGUAGCUGUGGUCAUGAUUAUUGUCAACCUGACCUUUAAGCUAUCGCUGGGUCCUACAACAUACACCAUUGUCGGAGAGACGCCCUCGAGUCGCGUUCGAGCUCAGACGAUUGUUCUAGGUCGCGCUAUCUACGUCGUUGGCCAAAUCGUCGUGCAGCAGCUCAACCCCCGCAUGCUUAACUCCAGCAGCGACUCUUGGAACUGGGGUGCGAAGACUGGGUUGUUCUAUUUCGGACUUUGCUGCCUCUGGGCUGUACUGAUCUUCUUCUUCCUCCCUGAAACUAAGAACCGCACUUUCGCAGAGCUGGACUACCUGUUCCAGAAGAGGACUCCGGCUCGUCAGUUCGCGACCACCCCCGUUGAUUUGUUCGAAUUAACUGGAGGUGAUAAUAGCGCCAAGAAGCUCGACGAGGACGACCUGAAUAGGAACGUUAGUGAACUCAACGAGAAGCAUAUUUAGAGCACACUUUAUUGGGACGCUCUCUGUCGCUUAGAUACAUUGAUCAAGUAAAGGCGUACCGCACUGUUGAAUACAUACUCCUGAUUUAACGUAACGUUAUUCGAAGGCUUGCACAUGCCUCAAGACUUGCGUUUACCUUGACUAAUCCCCACAUGCAAAUGAACAUGAACCCAGCUUGCUGC